AUGCUCAAGAUCAGUUGGUUGACAAUAUUCUCCCUGACAUUUUACCAGCUCAAAGAAAUUCUUGAGUGUUCCCACCUACUCACAGUUAUUAAGAUGGAAGAGGCUGGAGAUGAAAUUGUGAGCAAUGCCAUUUCCUAUGCGCUGUACAAAGCCUUCAGCACUAACGAACAAGACAAGGACAAUUGGAAUGGGCAACUGAAGCUUCUGCUGGAGUGGAACCAGUUGGACCUUGCCAGUGAUGAGAUCUUCACCAACGACCGCCGAUGGGAGUCUGCUGACCUCCAGGAGGUCAUGUUCACGGCCCUCAUAAAGGACAGGCCCAAGUUUGUCCGCCUCUUUCUGGAGAAUGGCCUGAACCUGCAGAAGUUUCUCACCAACGACGUCCUCACGGAGCUGUUCUCUACACACUUCAGCACCCUGGUGUACCGGAACCUACAGAUCGCCAAGAACUCCUACAACGACGCACUCCUCACCUUUGUCUGGAAGCUUGUGGCAAACUUCCGUAGAAGCUUCUGGAAGGAAGACAGAAGCAGCAGGGAGGACUUGGAUGUGGAACUUCAUGAUGCAUCUCUCACCACCCGGCACCCCCUGCAAGCUCUCUUCAUCUGGGCCAUCCUUCAGAACAAGAAGGAACUCUCCAAGGUCAUUUGGGAGCAGACCAAAGGUUGUACUCUGGCAGCCUUGGGGGCCAGCAAGCUUCUGAAGACUCUGGCUAAAGUCAAGAAUGACAUCAACGCUGCUGGGGAAUCAGAGGAACUGGCCAAUGAGUAUGAGACCAGAGCGGUGGAGCUGUUCACUGAGUGUUACAGCAACGAUGAAGACUUGGCAGAGCAGCUGCUGGUCUACUCCUGUGAAGCCUGGGGCGGGAGCAACUGCCUGGAGCUGGGGGUGGAGGCUACAGACCAGCAUUUCAUUGCUCAGCCCGGGGUCCAGAACUUUCUUUCUAAGCAAUGGUAUGGAGAGAUUUCCCGAGACACGAAGAACUGGAAAAUCAUCCUGUGUCUGUUUGUCAUCCCCCUGGUGGGCUGUGGCCUCGUGUCAUUUAGGAAGAAGCCCAUUGACAAGCACAAGAAGCUGCUCUGGUACUAUGUGGCCUUCUUCACCUCGCCCUUCGUGGUCUUCUCCUGGAACGUGGUCUUCUACAUUGCCUUCCUCCUGCUGUUUGCCUACGUGCUGCUCAUGGACUUCCACUCGGUGCCUCAUACUCCCGAGCUGAUCCUCUAUGCCCUGGUCUUCGUCCUCUUCUGUGAUGAAGUGAGGCAGAACGUUCUUAUCACCAGUGCACCGGCAUCUACUCAAGCUCUCCCUGUGUACUCUGCAUCUUUCAGUUGUGGGCUGCAGCCGAGGCAGUCCUUUGGUACCACAUAUGAUUUUUCCCACUGCACCUUCUCGGGAAACGAGUCGAAGCCCCUGUGCGUGGAGAUGGAUGAGAACCACCUGCCCCGCUUCCCCGAGUGGAUAACCAUCCCCCUGGUGUGCAUAUACAUGCUCUCCACCAACAUCCUGCUGGUCAACCUGCUGGUCGCCAUGUUUGGCUACACGGUGGGCACCGUACAGGAGAACAAUGAUCAGGUCUGGAAGUUCCAGCGGUACUUCCUGGUGCAGGAGUACUGCAACCGCCUCAACAUUCCCUUCCCCUUCGUCGUCUUCGCAUACUUUUACAUGGUGGUGAAGAAAUGUUUCAAAUGCUGCUGUAAAGAGAAGAACAUGGAGUCGUCUGCCUGCUGUUUCAGAAAUGAGGACAAUGAGACUUUGGCAUGGGAGGGAGUCAUGAAGGAGAAUUACCUUGUCAAGAUCAACACGAAAGCCAAUGACAGCUCAGAGGAGAUGAGGCAUCGGUUUAGACAACUGGAUACAAAGCUUAACGAUCUCAAAGUUCUUCUGAAAGAGAUCGCUAAUAAAAUCAAAUAAGGUGGGUGAACGCUCAUGGAAAGAAAUCAACUUACAAGGUAAAAUCAGCCAUCUGCAUUGGGAGGCUCAUGGGACACUGAUGGACGGUACUGCCAUUGACCUCUGAAGGAGACUUUUCCAGGUUCCCAAGCACGUAGCUGAUGAUCACCCUCAAGGGCAGACGUCAGGGAGCAAAGUGUGCGGAGGACUUUGCACAUGAAGAGAACUAUGAGGGAUCACGUGUUCCUCUGUGAGGGUGCCUGCACUUUCUGAAUCUCAGAGCCUUGUCCUGAUGUCUAGUGUUUGUGACCUUCUUUGUCCCUUGAACUUUCCCACCUUUCCCAUGUAUCUCCCAUGACAUGAUCCCGGCCCUGAGUUUAUACCUAACUGUUGUUAUUUCCCACUUUCUUCUUUUCUGCGCUGUAUGAUGAAUUCAUUGACAUAUUGUUAAAAAGUCCUACUCCUGCCCCCAAUCAGGCCAGAUUCUAAAAUACCCUAUGGCAACUUCUCCUUUCUCACAGUCAAAGGAGGGUCACCGAGGCAGUGGCUUUCUCUCGGGUUCACCAUGACUCCUGCUGAAGGGGUCACCCGCUGUUACCAGUGUGACAAGUUACCCAGAAGAAGCCCUUGAGAGGCGUUCUUGCUCCUUUUGUUUCACUGGCUGUUCCCCUCCCCUACUCUCUAUUUCCCCAUUGAAAAUAGCAAAUGGAUAUUACAGGGAAGUGGAAGGCAUAAACGUAUGGAAACAAUCUCCCACUCCCUCGAGUAACAUGCUUUUCUGUGUUUGCUCAAGUCUGGCUUUUUCCAUGCAUGGUACACUCCACUUUUAAAAAAAUCUUACAAAAUGUCAUCAUCGGCAUAUACAGUUUUGUAUAGGGCUUUUCAUCAACUAUUUCAUCAAAGAUGUUGUCUUCACAGUCUUCACAAGCAUUAUCAGUAAUUCAUUAAUAUUCAAACCUCUAGCAAUUUCCAUAAUGUAGGUCAUUGGUAGCUGACCCCACCUGGCCAUCAAAAUGGACAUCUCUGAGUCUUCUUUCUGCAUUAAGAACAUCAAGAAAUCUCCU
This is a messenger RNA of Cricetulus griseus (Chinese hamster), 2954 nucleotides long. The record is from RefSeq and is a predicted model, not a curated record. Lineage: Eukaryota; Metazoa; Chordata; Mammalia; Rodentia; Cricetidae.